GUGAUCUCGUCGCCCGCAUACGCCUGGUAGCUGGCUACGCUUGUUUGUUUUUAUAUAAAAACGCAGCUUUCAAAAGCAGGCAGUACUGCUAGCUACAGCAGAAGCUGGAAGAAGACAUGGCGCGUCUGGUUGCCGUUUGCAGGGACGGGGAAGAGGAUUUCCCUUUCCUCGCAAGACAGAUCCCCCUGUACAUCGAUGACACGCUAACAAUGGUGAUGGAAUUUUCUGACAAUGUGCUGCACCUUGAAAGCCAUCAGAUUAACAGUUCACAGAUGAAACAGUUCAUACAGAAUCACAGCAUGCUGAAGCAGCAGGACCUCAACAUUGCCAUGAUGGUGACUUCGCGGGAGGUGUUCAGCGCUCUGUCCCAGCUGGUGCCGUGCGUGGGCUGCCGGCGCAGCGUGGAGCGCCUCUUCUCCCAGCUGGUGGAGUCGGGGAACCCAGCCCUGGAGCCCCUCACCGUGGGCUCCACAGGAGUGCUCUCCGUCACCAGGGCCUGCAUGGCGGACGCCAAGAAACUCUACAUGCUUUUCUACGUGCAUGGGUCAAAGUUGAAUGACAUGAUCGAUGCUAUUCCUAAAAGCAAAAAGAACAAGCGCUGCCAGUUGCACUCCUUAGAUACACACAAACCCAAGCCUUUGGGCAGCUGUUGGAUGGACGUGUGGGAGCUCAUGUCUCAGGAAUGCAGGGACGAAGUUGUUUUGAUCGACAGUGCCUGUCUUUUAGAAACCCUUGAAACGUACUUGCGUAAACACCGGUUUUGCACUGACUGCAAGAACAAGGUACUGAGGGCAUAUAACAUUCUGGUGGGCGAGCUGGACUGCAGCAAAGAGAAGGGCUACUGCGCGGCCCUGUACGAGGGCCUGCGCUGCUGCCCCCAGGAGCGGCACAUCCACGUGUGCUGCGAGACCGACUUCAUCGCCCAUCUCCUUGGCCGAGCCGAGCCCGAGUUUGCCGGAGGGUAUGAGCGUAGAGAAAGGCAUGCCAAAACCAUUGACAUUGCUCAAGAGGAAGUCCUAACCUGUCUGGGUAUCCACCUGUACGAGCGUCUGCACAGGAUAUGGCAGAAGCUGAGAGCCGAGGAGCAGACCUGGCAGAUGCUUUUCUAUCUGGGCGUGGACGCCUUGCGCAAAAGCUUUGAGAUGGCGGUGGAGAAGGUGCAGGGCAUCAGCCGGCUGGAGCAGCUGUGCGAGGAGCUGUCGGAGGAGGAGCGCGUCCGCGAGCUCAAGCAGGAGAAGAAGCGGCUCAAGCGCAAGAACAGGCGCAAAAACAAGUGCGGCUUCGACGUGCCCGGGCAGGAGGCCGAGGACAAGGACAAGAGCCUGGAUGAGGGCUCUUUGGAGUCCGUGGAGAACGGCUGCACUGCCUGUGGCACUUCAGAGGAGUUAAACGGAUGUGUGGAAGUCAUCGUCACCAAUGAGAGCUCCACGUGCAGCUGUCCCGACAGUGCAAUACUGGGCUCACCAAACGCCAAGAAAGGCUUGUUACCACAUUGCAAUGGCAGUGACUGUGGCUACUCCUCGAGCAUGGAGGGCAGCGAGACGGGCUCGCGAGAGGGCUCAGACGUGGCCUGCACCGAAGGCAUCUGCAACCACGAUGAAACAGGUGAAUAUUCUUGCAGCCAUCGCUACACUGAGGAUAAGGAGGAGGAUGGCAUUGACAGCUGUGUGGAGUGCUGGGCCAACUCUGAAGAGAACACAAAGGGCAAGAGCAAGAAGAAGAAGAAGAAAAACAAAGGUCUGGCAUGCGCUGAUGAUCAGGGUCACAAGGCGGAGGGCUGUGUGGUGGACGCGAGCAGGAGAGGAUCUGCGGGGAGCGCGCACAGCGUACCGCACACCUGCAGAGCCAAAGAAGCCUGUGUGAAACUCUGCUGCGACACCUUUGCGAACAUUGCACUCAAGUUGCCUUGGGCAGAACACCGAAAAACCAUGAACUGCACCGCCGGGCCGCCGGAUGCAAGCUCGUGUGCGCGCUGGGACAGCAGCACUAAGAGUCUAAUGGAACUCCUCGAUGAAUCUGAAGUCACUUCAGACGAGGAGAACUGUCUCACGCAAGACGAAAUCCAGUCAUUUGUGGAAAACAACAAAUCGUUCUACAAUAACCGAGAUCAGUACCGACAGCACCUGAAAGAUAAAUUUACCAAGUACUGCCGCUCAAACGAGCAGAAGAAACCGGUUAACAGUGGGGACUGGCUGACCACAGCUGGCGUGAAGUAAUGACCUGAACACAAAUCUGUAUUUUUAUGGAAAUGCUCAUAAUGACCACUGCGCCGCCUUUAAAAUUUCUGAAGUACAUUCGGUGUCUUGUUCGAUUACUUUUCUUUUUUUUUUCUCAUCGGAAGUGAAUGUGAUUUUUUUUCUUUUGUACUUCCUUCCUGCCCCCAACCCAUUCCUCUCUGUCCACCUUGCUAUUUAUUUCUGGCAUCACUCUGAGGGCUGGUGGCAGAGAGCACAGUUGAUUUGAUUCUUCAGGCUUUGCAAGCUGUGACAUUAAGGUAGAUGUGGUAGUCUCUCUUAUGUUUCUCUUCUCUUCCAUUUAUUGUUUCUCUGACUGUGACACUUCAUUUUAGUGGCAAAUGUUGUACCAAUAAAUGUGUACAGAAAUGAAAUUAUCUGAAUAUAAAGAUUUUACUAAAAAAAGACAUCCAUUUAUAAAGAGGUUCGGAUGUAAUGUU
Messenger RNA from Megalops cyprinoides (Indo-Pacific tarpon), 2674 nucleotides. It is a transcript of the gene ggnbp2, whose product is annotated as gametogenetin binding protein 2. NCBI's taxonomy places the organism in Eukaryota, Metazoa, Chordata, Actinopteri, Elopiformes, Megalopidae. The coding region runs from base 117 to 2216 and encodes 699 amino acids. The transcript has 14 exons. The record is from RefSeq and is a predicted model, not a curated record. Gene Ontology annotation, cellular component: cytoplasm; nucleus.